This is a messenger RNA of Amoebophrya sp. A25, 3042 nucleotides long. The record is from the annotation of a GenBank genome assembly. Lineage: Eukaryota; Dinophyceae; Syndiniales; Amoebophryaceae.
GCUUGAUGAUGGCUACCCUCAUCGCUUUUCUAUCUUCCUCGGGUCUUUCUUUUUUCUAGUUAGGUCUGCUCCGCCACAAAUAUAUAGCAAAAAUUCUAAGUCUAACCUAUUGACUGAGGCUGAGCAACAGCAACUACAACUACAAUGUAGUUUAUUCGCAAUGAGAGCUAUGGUCGAACUGCCUCAGCAGCAAUCAUGUGAAAAGCGGGGGUCAGCACGUUCACGAUGACCACUCGGCUGCUGGUCCUCCUGCUCUUUGCGCGGUUGCUUGCCUUUGGCCACGCCAUUGUUCGCGAUGUCGCACGAGAGGCGCAAAAGUUGAGGGACGAGGAUGCUUCGGUGCACCAAGGCAGACAGAGCGUUCGCAUCGAGGGCGACGCGCUGCUUGGUCUUCCGCGCGACCGAUUGGAUAUUCACAACCGCAGUUAUGCGAGAGAUAUUUCUUCUGGCGGCGCAGUGAGGUAUUAUGUCUACGAGGACAUGUUCCUGAACUGGCGACGUCCCGGCUCGUGCACUUGGGGCAAAGAUGAAAAACCUCUCGAUUUCGUGGAGGAAGAGCAACAAGGUGACAACAAUGGCAACAUCGAUUAUCAGGGCUUCUUCUCGUCUUCGGACGACGAGAAGAGUCAUCAAAAGGAUCAGCGUAGUCCGUUGUUGAACACGAUUGUUAGCGAGACGGGCGCUCCACCCAAGCAUGCGUCGGAUAUCGUCUUUUCCGACCGGGCACUGGCCGCGGAUCAUCCGUGGCGCACUAGAGACCCUUCGAAAGCGCAAGUUUUCGUUCUUCCUGCACUUUUAAACCUGUUUUCGCAGGCGCACACCAGUUACGCGACUUCGUUGUUACCGAUUUGCUGCGAAGGCGUGUGCAAUAUGGAGCUUCUGCGUGCGUUUGACGAGAAGCUUGGCGCAUCGCCUUGGUUUCGUCGGAACAACGGCACUGAUCACCUUGUCAUCGCGAGCCACUGGAACUCGAGGCGGCUGCUGCAGUGGCAAGAAAAUGACCUCUUCCAGUAUGCACCCUUUCCGAACAUCAACCGAGCCAGCCUUCUUACCUUUGAUUAAGGCUACAAGAAAUCCGUCUUCGUACUCGUAGGUAUCUACAUCUUGGUCCCGUUUCUGUAAAGGGAAAAGGAGGCCCAAGACGCUGGCGCAGAUGGAUUGCCCUUAGUUCUAAGUUCAAGACAGCUGGACCACGAGAGGUGUUUCCGAAGGGACGAGGCAUCCUUCUGCCGUCGUUCUUACUCGUACUAGAGCAAGUAAUAACAUUACCGAAAGAACGACAAAUCGUUGUAGAAAGAGAAUACCGGAUCUGUAUCUUCCGGUGCUUUGUGGUGGAUCCUAUGCUGAACGGGGACUGACAAUGCUAGGCCACGAACAAGAUAGUAGUACAAGCAUUGUCCAACUACAAGAAAAACAUAGACAUCAAGUUCAAGAAGCGAAGGAGAGAACACAGCACGAAGUAGAGGUACAGUCUUCGCAGGCGCGCUACGAGCGUACUGGACUGUUCUCUAUGGUCGGACAGGUGGACAAACGUAGGCCAUACCAUUUGCGCAAGUGUGCUUGCGAAUCGAUCGCUGAGAUUUCCGAUGUGAGCGUGCGUGAACGGAGUAUUUGCGCUAGCACGUCGCCGCUGGAGGAGCCAGACUUACCGGCGACAAAUUAUUCGGCGUUUCCCAACUAUUGCACCGGCGAUGAGGAUCACUGGCCAACGCAAGGAGUUUCUGAGGUACUCUGUACACUGCCCCCUCCAGGAUACGAGCAAGAUCAUGCUGAUUCUGUCCUGCCAUUGUUCUCAACUGCGAACUCGACAAUUUCGUCUCUUGCGGUCUCUUCCUUUCUAUCUCGAAAGGGAAACGGCCAAGAAGUAGAAAGGAAACGAACCGUCGAUGAUGAUCUUCAGAAGAUGAAAAACAGCAUCAAAAUAACAUCUUCAUCCUCCUUUUUCCAUGCUACUGCAACGAAGAAGAAGAAGAAAAAGAAGACGACACUACACCGGAAAAGACCACGAGGAGCCAGUAAGUAUUGCGAUGUAGUGGCCAAUACGAAAUUCCUUUUGCACGUGCCUGGCGACACAAUAAGCAGCAAUCGGCUCGCCGAUGCAAUCGAGUAUGGAUCAGUUCCGGUGUUUUUUCUGGACCGUCAGACGUCGCCGGCGAUCUUACCCUUUACAGACCGCAUUCCCUGGCAGGACAUGAGCGUGCGUCUUGGGGCAGACCGUCACGGCUUAGCAGGAUGGCACGCGCAAGGAACAACGGUGCUGGAUGAGAUGAAUAUUCCUGGCCAAAGCCGUGCUUCAGACGACGUAGUUGUUCGUGAGGCAUUGUCUGUGCCUUCCAGGACGGAAAGGGGAGGUGAUUCCAGGGUGCAUGCAGGAAGCGAUUUGCGAACGGGGAGGACGAGCAAGAAGAUAGCUCUAUUGAAACAAAGUUGUAGAGAAAAGACGAAGAUGAGACUCGAGGGUGAACUACAAGAACAUCAACUACAAAAGCCGUAUGAAGCCGCCUCCUCGCGAGGAGAAGACCGCCAUAAGUUGACUCACGCAAUGCACGCUGACGAGGAGGUUUGCGAUCGGGGCCGGUUAGCUUCCGUACUUGCGUCUAUUGCGCACAUGCCCUCAGCGGAAGUGGAUGCGAAGGCCCGAAGUCUAGCUCUUUACCGGCGUUACCUGUCGUGGACGGCGCGUGACAGUCGGGUCUUCGAAAUGUUUCUGCAAGAAAUGGUCACAUGCGACCACUAGUCUGACAUCAAAUCAGGUUCAGGGGAGAUGGAAGAAGAAACAGACAUGAUGAUUCCAGUUUUACAUCGGGAACCACAAGAAGAUGGCCAUUUUUGAUCGUGUUGCGUUGCUUUUUUUUUGAUGUUGUUGUAAAAUAAGAAUACACCGUGUGUAAAGAUACAACGUACAUGGGAAAACACUGUUUAACUUUAACUGCCAUAUUUUUUUUCCAAUACGAAGCAACAGCAAGAUCCAGUUGAUAUUACCACCUGGAAAAGUCAGCCGACGAGGCACAACGGCAAUCGCACCGUGCUGGUAUAAAACGG